Wasmannia auropunctata (little fire ant) is the source of this 2659-nucleotide messenger RNA. RefSeq names its product NF-kappa-B inhibitor cactus-like (gene cact). The record is from RefSeq and is a predicted model, not a curated record. Gene Ontology annotation, molecular function: protein binding. NCBI's taxonomy places the organism in Eukaryota, Metazoa, Arthropoda, Insecta, Hymenoptera, Formicidae.
AUGUGGUACUCCCCCAGCGAGAGCGCUCAGGCGGACGGGCCGGGCGAGAAGGGCCGGCGGGACGACGACAGCUCGGAGUUCGCGACUUCGGGUAAUGUCGACUCCGGAUUCCUGUCGGCCGGCAAUAUGCAGGUCAGCGACGAGAUCCGCGACUCCGGGGUGCAGCCGCAGCCGCAACAGGAGGACGAUCAGCGGAUGAUGAACGAGGCCCGACGUGCCGCACCGGCUACGGGAGCGACGACCUCGGCGUCGUCGUCAUCGUCGGCGACGGUGACGGCGGCGGCUGCGGAGGCGUCAGCGCGGGUCGUCGACAGCGGCGUCGUGGACGUCGACCUCAGCGAGGGCCUGAACCAGCUCACCCUGCGGCAGCAGCAGCUCAGCUCGUCCGGCCUGAAUGCGCUCGCCGUCGACAGCGGCGGGGACCUGACCUUCCGGCCCGAGCCGACGACGAUCCUCGGGCUGACGCCCGUGAAAGCGGCAGCGGAGUCGUGCCACGCAGGCCUGCAGCACCGAAACGACCUUCUGCUCGACGAGCACCGGCAGGACGGUGCCAAGGAAAGCGCAAUAAUGAACGAGAACACCUGGCAGCUUUACUACGCGCAGGACGACGACGGUGACACGCAAUUGCACAUCGCAAUUAUGCAGGGCUACGUGGAGGCUGCGCUCAUUUUGAUAAGAAUAGCGCCUCAUCCGUGUCUGUUGAACAUCUACAAUGACAACUGGCAAUCGCCUUUGCAUCUGGCAGUGUUGACGAAUCAAUCGCUAAUCGUCAGACGGUUGAUCCUGGCGGGGGCGGAUCCAUCUCUGAGAAAUUUCCGUGGAAACACGGCCCUCCAUCUGGCCUGCGUGAGCGGAGAUCUCGCUUGCGCCAAGGCCCUGACUGACCCAUUGUCCCCGAUGGAGCGGAACAAGCUGAUGCCCGGACAAACAGUACCCGCGUUACCGCAGAAUUUGGAACAACGUAACUAUAACGAACUUUACUUCGAUCGGCGCGGGCCUAGUUUGGACUGCGGGACGCCAACGAAAUCUCCGACGACAAUGAUUCACCGUGAGAUGUGCCUGCACCUGGCCGCCGUUAACGGGCACGUAAACCUGGUGCGCCUUCUGCUGCGCCUCGGCGCCGAUCUCGAGGCGAGGGAGGCCCUGGCGGGGAAAACGGCGCUUCACCUCGCGAUGGAACGUGAAUGUCGGCCGGUGGUUAACUUCCUGCUGCAGGAGUGCAAGCCCUGUCUGGACACGCAGACGUACAGCGGUCUGACGGCCUACCAGCUGGCACUGUGCAUCGACAGCCAGCUCGCCAGGGAGCUGGUGCGAUACGGCGCAAAGCCGGAGCCGCUGCCGGAUUCGGAUUCGGAGAGCAGUUCCGAGAACAGUUCCGAGGACGAGACUUACGGGGAGGCGAGUUACUUGCCCGCAAUCGUCAAGAUGCAAAAUGCCGUCGAAGUGAAAGUCUGACGUGCAAAUACUCUCCGAUAAAUAUCCGAUUAAUUCAUUGAACGGAUCCAAACGUUGUACGGUUGUUGAAUGAAAAAAAAAUGACAAAAAUGCAUGCUACGUAUGACAUGCAUACAAGAAUCCCAGACAGCACAGAUUUCCUGUAGGUACUUUCAUAGAACAUUCCAAGGAUGUACAAAUGUCAUUAGAGCGUCCUAUGAGAUUCUAUGAAUCGUGUGCUAUCUGGGAUGUAUUCCGAGUUGUAUGAAAACAACUACGAAGUUGUACUUUAUCAUGUUGUUUUAUCGGUGAAAUUAAGACGGAUAACUGUAAACACAGCAAGAUUAAAAAAUAAUUAACACAUAACACAUACACAUAAUAAAUGUAUGAAAGCUGAAUCUUGAUUUUUAAUGUUUAAAAAUAUUUAUGAAACCGUGUUAAUUAAUCGGAUGAAUUCAGAUAAUUGCUAUUUGAGAGUAAAAAUAUUAUUAAAUUAAAAGAUAACAAUUGCGUUUCUAGAAUCAAAUUGAAGUCGCAAGUUUUGACGCUCUUGACAUCAUUCUAAUUCACGGAAUUGAAUUAGAACGAUAAUGGAAAGUGAGAAGAUUGCUAAUUAAGUAACGUAGAUAACAAAUGGAAUUUUAGGAGUUCUAGCUUCGGCCUACGUUAUACGUGCUCGAUAUUAUAGAGAUGCAUAUUGAACUCAUGCGAGUAUUGCUAUUAUAAUACAAUAGACUAUAUAUGCUUUUCAAAUCGAUAUUAGCGGCAAUGUAUGCCGAAAGAUAAACGAAUGAAGAGAUAACGAAAAGAAAUCGAGAAUCUCAGAAACGAACUUAUAUGCGAUUAACGAAUAUUCGAUUAACGAACGAAGCAACGAUAUGUGAACGUAGAUUGUUCUAGUAGGUUUUUUCCUUUAAUAAUGUGCAAUAGGAUGUGCAAUGGAAUGUGCAACACCAUUUUGAAAAUGUGUUGUAAAAGUAAUACAAAAGACAAUUUGUAUUUCAUCAUUUAAGUAUCAAUCCUAUGAUGUUGAUCGAAUGAUCUGUGCAAUGCGAACGAGAAGAGAGUAUAUGUGAUUAUUCUGAGAUGUAUGACAACGUGUGAAUGAAAUAUUCGCACCUUGCGAGCGCGAUGUUUUGUAAUAUAAAUAGAGAAGUACUGAUAAUGUAUAUAUAUUGAUAUACAGAAAUAUUGAUUCGCGUGGACGAAUGAAUAUCGACGAAAA